AUCCAGGCGCUUAUUAAAACAGCGUGUUGCUCCACACCGCCUCGUGUUGUCUGUUGGCGCGCUCUCCGGGUUCCAACCAAUGCAAGAGCCUUGCGUCUGGCCCUGAAACCUGUGAGGGGCUUCCGUCCACGUCCCCGGUGGACCUACCACCCCUCCAUCUGGGAGAGCAGGCCACAGUAGCCGGACAAAGGAAGCUCCUCAGCCUCUAGUCGCCUCUCCGUGCAUGCACAUCGGUCACUGAUCUCGCCUACUGGCACAGACGUGUUUAUCGACCAACCUGACCCUCACAAAAAGCUACCACUGAAGUGGACAGGCCCCUACACUGUGAUACUCAGCACACCAACUGCAGUGAGAGUCUGAGGACUCCCCAACUGGAUCCAUCGCACCAGGGUCAAGCUCACCCCCAAGGCGGCUUCUUCCUCCAAAACAUUAACAGCUAAGUGUUCGUCUGGGCCAAUUUCUCCUACCAAGUUUAAAUUAACCAACAUUUUUUUCUUAAAACCAAAACACAAGGAAGACUAACCACGUGCUUCCAGGAAUGGCCUGUAUCUACCCAACCACUUUCUAUACCUCUCUUCCAACCAAAAGUCUUAAUAUGGGAAUAUCCCUCACCACGAUCCUAAUACUGUCAGUAGCUGUCCUGCUGUCCACAGCAGCCCCUCCAAGCUGCCAUGAGUGUUAUCAGUCUUUGCAGUACAGAGGGGAGAUGCAACAAUACUUUACUUACCAUACGCAUAUAGAAAGAUCCUGUUAUGGAAACUUAAUCGAGGAAUGUGUUGAAUCAGGAAAGAGUUAUUAUAAAGUAAAGAAUCUAGGAGUAUGUGGCAGUCGUAAUGGGGCUAUUUGCCCCAGAGGGAAGCAGUGGCUUUGCUUCACCAAAAUUGGACAAUGGGGAGUAAACACUCAGGUGCUUGAGGACAUAAAGAGAGAACAGAUUAUAGCCAAAGCCAAAGCCUCAAAACCAACAACUCCCCCUGAAAAUCGCCCGCGGCAUUUCCAUUCCUUUAUACAAAAACUAUAAGCAGAUGCAUCCCUUCCCAAGCCAGGAAAAAAUCUGUUUGUAGAUCUAGGAGAACCAUUGUGCUUACCAUGAAUGUGUCCAAUUGUUGGGUAUGCGGGGGAGCUUUAUGAGUGAACAGGGGCUGUGGGACGGGAUAGACAUUCCCCCUUACUUACUGGCAUCCCAAAACCCCAGACUCACUUUCACUCCUCAGGAAUGCCCGCAGUCCUGGACACUUACCAACCCAGUAUGAGGGACGGUGUGCAUAUCCCGCAAGUGGACUGAUAAAACCCAUCGCUCCGUAGGUGAAAACCCGUCACCAAACCCUAACAGUCAAUGCCUCCAUAGCUGAGUGGUGGCCAAGGUUACCCCCCGGAGCCUGGUCUCCUUCUAACUUAAGCUACCUCAAUUGUGUCUUGUCAAAAAAGGCCUGGUACUGUACAAACACCACUAACCCUUAUGCCGCAUACCUCCGCCUAAGUGCACUAUGCGACAAUCCUAGGAACACCAGCCGACAAUGGACUGCCACUGACGGAUUCCUUUGGAUAUGUGCAACCCAGGCUUACUCACAGCUACCUUAUCACUGGCAAGGUACGUGCUUCCUAGGCACAAUUAAACCUGGAUUCUUUUUACUUCCAAAGCAGGCGGGCAACACUCUCAGAGUCCCUGUGUAUGAUAACCAGAGAAAAACGAUCCUUGGAGGUAGGAGGGAGCCAAAGAUUGUGAGAGGACGAGUGGCCUCCGCAACGGAUCAUUGAAUAUUAUGGUCCUGCCACUUGGGCAGAGGAUGGUUCAUGGGGUUAUCGCACUCCCAUAUAUAUGCCAAAUAGAGCGAUUAGACUACAAGCUGUUCUAGAGAUAAUCACUAACCAAACUGCCUCAGCCCUAGAAAUGCUCGCGCAACAACAAAACCAAAUGCGCGCGGCAACUUAUCAAAACAGGCUGGCCCUAGAGUACUUAUUAGCAGAAGAGGGUGCGGGCUGUGGUAAGUUGAAUAUCUCCAAUUGCUGUCUUAACAUAGGCAAUAAUGGAGAAGUGGUUCUAGAAAUCGCUUCAAACAUCAGAAAAGUAGCCCGUGUACCAGUCCAAACCUGGAAGGGAUGGGACCCAACAAACCUUCUAGGAGGGUGGUUCUCUAAUUUAGGAGGAUUUAAAAUGCUGGUGGGGACAGUCAUUUUCAUCACUGGGGUCCUCCUGCUUCUCCCCUGUGUUAUCCCAUUAAAACUCUUGUUGAAACUACAGUUAACCUAACAAUCCAGACGAUGCUCCUGCUACAGCGGCAU
This is a messenger RNA of Gorilla gorilla gorilla (western lowland gorilla), 2283 nucleotides long. It is a transcript of the gene ERVH48-1, whose product is annotated as endogenous retrovirus group 48 member 1, envelope. The record is from RefSeq and is marked validated. NCBI's taxonomy places the organism in Eukaryota, Metazoa, Chordata, Mammalia, Primates, Hominidae. Bases 539 to 1021 code for a protein of 160 amino acids. The transcript has 2 exons.